Molecule: messenger RNA, 3398 nt
Organism: Dendroctonus ponderosae (mountain pine beetle)
Lineage: Eukaryota; Metazoa; Arthropoda; Insecta; Coleoptera; Curculionidae
Product: lon protease homolog, mitochondrial
Exons: 14
Coding region: 110-3001 (963 amino acids)
Biological process (GO): protein quality control for misfolded or incompletely synthesized proteins; chaperone-mediated protein complex assembly; protein catabolic process
Cellular component (GO): mitochondrial matrix
Molecular function (GO): serine-type endopeptidase activity; ATP-dependent peptidase activity; single-stranded DNA binding
Source: RefSeq, a predicted model, not a curated record
AGGUUGUGAUUUUCUGCAGCACCCAACCAGUCGAUUUCUGAAAGUUUCACUUUGACUUUGCUUGGUUUGAAAUGUUCUUUUAGCGUUUUACUGUUCGAAAACAUCCAGAAUGAGUUUCCUGAAGCUGGCCCGUCAACUUCGACUGGUAAACACCGCCAGGAACUAUGUGCGAUUUUCAUGUGAUUGCAAAGCGGAGUCCCGUGUAGCCCUACGGGCUAGGAGCGUGAAUUCUUUGCAUUUAGGAAGUCCAAAUGGCGUCUUCAGCAGGUCGAGACUGUUCAACAACUCCAGGUCGCUAACAUCAGUGCGUUAUUUCAGCUCAAAGUCCAAUGGGUCUGACGACAUAGCCCCAGAAGAGGAGCCCUAUAAUCCACAGUUGCCAGCCACUGUGGCUGUGCCAGAGGUAUGGCCACAUGUACCGGUGAUUGCAAUAAGUCGAAAUAUCGUCUUCCCCAGAUUUAUUAAACUCAUCGAACUCACUAAUCCCCAACUCAUUGAGCUGAUUCGAAGGAAAGUGAAGCUCAACCAGCCAUACUGUGGCAUUUUUCUGAAAAAGAGCGAGGAAAACGAGUCGGAGGUUGUUAAUAACGUUGAGGAUGUUUUUAAAGUGGGAGUGUUUGCUCAGAUCCAUGAAAUGCAGGAUCUAGGCGAACGACUUCGUCUAGUUGUUAUGGCGCAUAGAAGAAUCAAAAUCACGGGCCAAAUUUUCGAUAACUUCGAAGAAGAAGCUAAGGAAAUGGGGAAAACAAUGAAAAUUCACUUCCCCGCUUUCAACACAACCGUUAACGUGCCAAAAAUUUCAGAAGAAUCUGAGAGCCGGGGACGUCGAAAAAACCGAGUCAAUCGCCUAAAAAAAUCGUUCCCCGAAAUCAAGACCCUCGAUGAGAAAGCGCCAACGGAAAAAAUCACACAGGAAAUGGGCGAAGCCCCUAAAGAGGAAAGCCAGAUUCCUGGUACCGAACCUCUGCUGAUGGCCGAAGUGGAAAACGUUGUGCAUAACAAGUUCAGACAAACUGAGGAAGUAAAGGCACUGACUCAAGAAGUGAUCAAGACUAUCAGGGAUAUUAUCAGCCUGAAUCCGCUUUACAGAGAUAGUUUGCAACAAAUGAUGCACCAAGGCCAGCGAGUUGUGGACAAUCCAGUUUAUCUGUCGGACUUAGGAGCCGCCUUAACAGCGGCGGAAAGCAAGGAACUACAAGAAGUUCUGGAGGAAAUGGACAUUCCAAAGCGGCUGAUGUUGUCGUUGUCGCUGUUGAAGAAGGAGUUGGAGCUCUCCAAGCUGCAGCAGAAGAUUGGCAGGGAGGUGGAAGAGAAAGUGAAACAGCACCAUCGCAAGUACAUCUUGCAAGAACAGCUAAAAGUUAUAAAAAAGGAACUGGGGUUGGAGAAGGAAGAUAAGGAUGCCAUCGGAGACAAAUUCCGGGAGAGGAUCAAGGACAAAAUUCUACCGCAAACGGUCAGCGCCGUGAUAGAUGAAGAGUUAAACAAGCUGAACUUCCUGGAGAGCCACAGCUCCGAGUUUAACGUAACCCGCAACUACUUGGAUUGGCUGACGUCGUUGCCCUGGGGAAUACAGAGCGAGGAAAAUCUGAACUUGCAAAGAGCCUCUGAGAUCCUCGACCAAGACCAUUACGGCAUGGAUGACAUCAAGAGGCGGAUUCUGGAAUUCAUCGCAGUCAGCCAACUUAAAGGCAGCACACAAGGCAAAAUCCUGUGCUUCCAUGGGCCGCCAGGCGUCGGGAAAACCAGCAUAGCCAGGUCAAUUGCCCGGGCCUUGAACAGGGAGUACUUUCGAUUUUCGGUGGGAGGAAUGACUGAUGUGGCAGAAAUCAAAGGGCAUAGACGCACAUAUGUGGGCGCCAUGCCCGGCAAAGUUAUCCAGUGCCUUAAAAAGACGCGAACCGAAAAUCCUCUGGUGUUAAUCGACGAGGUGGAUAAAAUUGGAAAGGGCUAUUCUGGCGAUCCCAGUUCCGCCCUACUCGAACUGCUGGAUCCAGAGCAGAACUCCAACUUUUUGGACCAUUACUUGGACGUGCCGGUCGAUUUGUCCAAAGUGCUGUUUAUCUGCACGGCCAAUGUGGUCGACACAAUCCCCGAACCUUUAAGGGACCGCAUGGAGAUGAUCGAUAUGUCCGGGUAUGUAGCCGAAGAAAAACUGGCUAUCGCCAAACAGUACUUGCUGCCGCAAGCCAUGAGGGACAGCGGAUUGAAGGACGACCAAAUCAACGUCGGAGAUGAGGCUUUGAAUAUCCUUAUUCGCAGCUACUGUAGAGAGAGCGGCGUUAGAAACCUGCAGAAGCACAUUGAAAAGGUGGUUAGAAAAGUGGCUUACAAGGUGGUGAAGGAGGAAACCCAGUUUAUUCAAGUGGGAGCCGAUAAUUUGCAGGAGUUCGUUGGCAAGCCGGUGUUCACUCACGAUAGAAUGUACCCGACCACGCCCCCAGGCGUCGUAAUGGGCCUGGCCUGGACCGCUAUGGGCGGUUCAACGUUGUACAUAGAAACCACUACUCGAAGACAACCGUCUGCAGAUAAGGACUCUGAAGGCAGCUUGGAGCUAACAGGGCAUCUAGGAGACGUAAUGAAGGAAUCCGCAAAGAUCGCUCUAACUGUGGCAAGGAACUUCCUCACCCAGCAAGACCCGGAAAAUAAAUUCCUGCUAUCUAGUCAUUUGCACUUGCACGUGCCGGAAGGCGCCACCCCUAAAGACGGCCCAAGCGCCGGAUGCACGAUAGUAACAGCGCUUCUAUCUCUGGCCAAAAAUACGCCGAUCCGGCAGGAUUUGGCGAUGACUGGGGAAAUCUCUCUAAUGGGAAAAGUGCUGCCCGUUGGCGGAAUAAAGGAAAAAACCAUAGCGGCCAAAAGAUCUGGAGUCAAAUGCAUUAUCCUGCCCGAAGAGAACAAGAAGGACUUCAACGACCUGCCGACAUUCAUAACAGAAGGCCUGGAAGUACAUUUUGUUAGCCAUGUGAACGAAAUUUAUAAAAUAGCGUUUCAAGAAUAAGCAGUCAAGUUGAUUGGUUAAUUGAAAUAAAUUCUGUUUGAAUCGAUUGUGUAGUCAGACGGGCUGGUUUUCAUGCUCCCGCUGUGCCAGUAAAGACUUAAACACUGUGCUGUAAGUUGGAAUUGUUUUAUAGUGGGUUUAUUGGGGGAAACUGAUUUUUUCCAUUGCACUUAUUGGUACGCAAAGGGGUAUUGAAAAUGGCACGUUUGACGGUUGCGAAUGGCGCUCUUACAACGCAAGAUGGGAAAGCGCACAAGGCCGGUCGCUUGUUGUUAUAUAAGACUGUUCCUUACUUAGAGUCUAAAAUAAAGUCUUUUCUACCGCAUUUUUCAGUUCGUGUUUUCUAUGUACAUUCGAAUGUUUGUUAUCACUGUAUUAAUAAAAGGAUUAUUUUGGA